CGCUAUCAGGUCCACCAGCACCACCAUCCCACCACCAUCACCACCACCACCACCUUCUCCCUCCUCCCUCUUCUCGUUCACUAUGGAUUCAUCAUGUAGCUAGACAAUUUGGGUUUCUGUGUUUUUCGUAAUGCGUGCUCUGCUCUUCCCAUGAUUGAGGCACCAACAUAUCUCUGCUUUAUCUUUCCUCUCUUUCUAUCGCAAUUUCAACAAAACCCCAGAAAAAGUUUUUGCCUUUUUCUACCCCAUCACCACAUUUCAGUGCCUGGUUUCACUAGCCCCACAGAGAGAGAGAGAGAAAGAGAAGGAGAAGUGUGUAAAUGAGUAGAAAGUGGAGGGACAAGCACGUGAAAUACAGAGAAUAUAACCCAAUAAAGCAUGUAUAAGAGAAGCCUUGACUGCAUGCACAGAAGGCAAAGACAUGUGUCAUGGAAAAUGACUAAAUAUUGUUAGGUGUUUACACACACUAAUUCUCUUUUCAUUUCGUCUCUCAAACAGAUUGUAAGUUCCAAAAGCUCCCUUCACUUUCAUCACCAUCCUUACUGAAGAAUAUUGACAGAAAAAAAGCUAAAUUAAUAAAUACAAAUAAAAAUAAAAUUUCCUUUCAGCUUCUUUCUCCCUGUUUUACCACCAUUCUUUAUCCUUCUCUUGUUUUUGUUAUCAAGUGUUGGUUGCUGAUGCCUCCACAGACACCCCAUAUCUUCCAUCUUCUUCUCCACGUGGUUUUGUAAUUUUUUUUUUCUCUAACGGCUAUUUAAAGCCCACAACCAUCUUUGCAUUAUAAUUCACCGUUGUUGCUCAGCAAUCUCAAAUUUUCCCUUGCUGGGUUCUUCUUGUUUCGGUUCUUUAAACUGAAUCCCAAUUUACAAAAUUUUCUUGUACUUCACAACCAAUACGCUCUCUAUCUAUUUGUAGCUCGUUUCCUGAACUGGGUUUUUAAAAUUUUCAUCAAUCAUGGCUUUAAUUCUUCGGUUUCGAAAGCUAUGCUUUGUGGAGCCAGUGAGGUUCCAGUCGUUUGAAUCACAACAAUGCGAGAAGAAAGAAAAAAUUGUGGCCUCUGCUAUAAAAAAUAGCUCAGAAAUCAACAAGAAAAGGACUAAAACAAAGCCCAGAGAAUUGAGUUGCAUAGAUUACUGUUGUUGGACGAUUGGGUAUAUGUGCACUAUUUGGUGGUUUCUGUUUUUCUUGUAUCACUGUUUGUCAGCCACAUUGCCUCGGUUUCAGGUUCCUGAAUCACCUGGGACAAGACUUAAACGUGAAGGCUUGAUUGCUCAGCAUCCAGUGGUUUUGGUUCCUGGCUUUAUCACUGGAGGCCUGGAGCUCUGGGAGGGCAAGCCUUGUGCAGAAGGUCUUUUUCGAAAGCGACUUUGGGGUGGUACCUUCUCCGAGAUGUUCAAAAGGCCACUUUGUUGGUUGGACCAUUUGAUUUUGCACAAUGAGACUGGUCUUGACCCACCUGGUGUUAGAGUCCGUGCGGUCCCAGGACUGGCUGCAGCUGACUAUUUUGCUUCAGGAUACUUCGUUUGGGCUGUUCUUAUUGAGAAUUUGGCAAAAAUUGGUUAUGAAGGGAAGAACCUUUUCAUGGCUGCCUAUGAUUGGAGGCUCUCUUUUCAGAAUACAGAGAUUCGGGACCAGGCUCUUAGUAGAUUGAAGAGUAAAAUAGAACUUAUGUAUGUAACAAAUGGUUAUAAGAAAGUAGUAGUGGUUCCCCAUUCCAUGGGGGCUAUCUAUUUCCUACACUUCCUUAAAUGGGUUGAACUACCUCCUCUGUUGGGAGGCGGUGGUGGUCCAGGUUGGUGCAACAAGCACAUAAAAGCAAUCAUGAACACUGGUCCAACAUUUCUCGGUUCUCCAAAGAUGGUUACUAGCAUACUCACUACCGAGGGGAAAGAUGUUGCGAGCUUCAGAGCUAUGCUUGCUGGUAUUUUGGAUUCUGAGAUUCUCGGGAUUCAGACUUUAGAGCAUGUUCUGAGGGUGAGUCGAACAUGGGAUUCAACUGUGUCAUUGCUGCCUAAAGGAGGAGAAACUAUCUGGGGUAACCUGGAUUGGUUUCCCGAAGAAGAGCAGGCUUGUGUUUUGUCAAAGAGAUCCUCGCAAACCUUGGUAAAUGACAGCAGUACUGAUGUCAAAGGAGGUUUACAAUUGAAAGAGUCCAUCAAGGGUGGAAGGAUAGUUUCUUUUAGCAAGUCAGCUUCGCAAUUACCAUCCUCGGAGCUUCCCCCUUUUGACGCGAAGGAAUUUUUUGGUGCGCAUACCGGCAAGAAUUCAGGGUCCUCAUGUGAAGAGGUUUGGACCGAAUACGAUUUAAUAAACAGGGAAAGUAUACGGAAAUUUGUAGAAAACAAAGCUUUUACAGCUGCAACUGUUUUUGAUUUACUUCGUUUCGUAGCUCCAAAAAUGAUGCAACGUGCUGAGUCUCAAUUCUCUCAUGGGAUUGCUGACAACCUUGAUGAUCCUAAGUAUGAACAUUACAGAUACUGGUCUAACCCACUAGAGAGCAGGUUACCUGAUGCACCAGAUAUGGAGAUAUACUGCUUAUAUGGUGUUGGAGCUCCUACUGAAAGGUCAUAUGUUUUGAAGGUAUCCCCAUCUGAUAGGUGCAAGAGUAUUCCGUUCCGGAUCGACACCUCAGUCGACGGUGAAGAGGGUAGUUGCUUGAAAAGUGGAGUGUAUUCAGUUGAUGGGGAUGAAAGUGUUCCUACACUGAGUGCUGGCUUCAUGUGUGCCAAAGGUUGGAAAGGAAGCACACGGUUCAACCCAUAUGACAUUCGAACAUAUGUAAGGGAGUAUCAACACAAACCAUCAACAAGCCUUCUUGAGGGACGAAGCAUAGAAAGUGGAUCACAUGUUGACAUCUUGGGAAAUUAUGCUUAUGUUGAAGAUAUACUAAGAGUUGCUGCUGGAGCCACUGGUGCAGAUAUCGGAGGCGAUAGGAUUCAUUCUGACAUCUUGAAAAUGUCUGAGAAAAUAAAGCUUCAGCUGUGAUUAUAUUACAAGGUAAAGAUACACUAACCACGAUGACCGGAGUUGAUCAGCUUCACGGCACAACAAGAGUACUAUGUAGAGUUGCCGAUUGAGGUUCGUCGAUAACUUAUUACGAUUAAACUACAAUGGAAGAGUUGCAUGAGUUUAUGGGGGUUCCUAGCUUGAUAAAAAGAACUAAUUUUCAUGUGAAGAUGUGAGAGUUCAUAGUCAAGUUUUAAGUAUAUAAACUCUAGCUAUAUUCAUGAAGCGUCCUACAGGAGACCAUGCUCUAGUAGACUGGUAAUGUUGUGAGUGAGAUUUGACAAGCUGGGGUGCCAAUUUUAUCUGAGUUUCUAUCAUCAAAUAAAGGAUAAUCUUGUUUUACUUGC
Molecule: messenger RNA, 3353 nt
Organism: Manihot esculenta (cassava)
Lineage: Eukaryota; Viridiplantae; Streptophyta; Magnoliopsida; Malpighiales; Euphorbiaceae
Product: putative phospholipid:diacylglycerol acyltransferase 2
Exons: 6
Coding region: 955-2985 (676 amino acids)
Biological process (GO): lipid metabolic process
Cellular component (GO): cytoplasm
Source: RefSeq, a predicted model, not a curated record